AUGCUUCAAGACCCCAAACUGCAAACAGCGUUAGCUGAUCUAGCGGCUGGGUUAUCAACGAUUGUCAGUGAAGGUGCUGACCCAGAAAAUUCAACAAGCAUUUCUAAUCUUAUGGAUGAAGUGAAUUACUGGCGUAAUAAGUCACAAUCUUGUUCAAAUAACAGUCCAGGUGAAAAGAAGCGUUGUAAGUUCUUUGCAUCUGUAAUGGAUGGUCCAGCGCAAGAAUGCAAUCGCAUUGAGUCUGCAUCUCAAUUAGUAAUGAGUGUGAAGAACUAUCCAUCGAACAAACCAACUUCUCAAGCUGAUGACUUGCAAAAUCAACCUUCUUUUGGAACUGGUUUAAUAGAUUUGAUUGACGUUCUUGACUCACUUCUAACAGAUACUUUGGAUGAUCUAUGGAGAUGUUCAGACCCACGUGCAUCUCAACCUUAUCCAGAGCAAAGAAUGCGUCAGCUUAUUGAAAGUCUGAGUUAUUGGACAAUACGUGUGAUUCAAGGUUUUUUGGGUAGUAUGCAAAAUGUGUCCAAGGAAACGGAAAUGGCUACCUCAAAUUUGUGGAUUUUACCUUAUAGCGAAGUUAAGUCAGCUACUUUGUUGGGUAUUCAAGCAUGUGACCAAUGGCAAAAGAGUAGUGAUUUAUUAACGCAACAAUUAUGGCCACGUUAUACACCACAUCCUUGGGAUGGACCUUCACCUAACUUAGCUUAUUUAAUGCAGUUUAAAAACCGGUUGAAUGAGAUUCUUAGUUUAAGAGGUCUCUAUGAACAUUUGUAUCACUUUACUACAACUGUUGAACAUGUUGAAUUUAAAAUGGAUUCCGGAUUAGCCAAUUUUAUUUUCAAUACCUUAGGAUUUGAUGAUACGAAGGAUACGAAACAAACUCCAAAUUCGCAAAUAGUAAGACAAUUCAAUAAUCCAUUAGCCUAUAAUCCAUAUACUGCUGAUCAGUGGACAUCAGCUUUGAGUUUAAUUAAUGCUCGUCUUCGACCAAUUGAAGAGUGUGCAGCUGCAAGAUUUAGAACUAGAUUAUUGAGUUUAACAAAUAAGAUUGAUUCUUCUGCAACUUCUAAUCGAAUUAAUUCAAAUCAACUAUUGAGAGAAUUUCAAGAAUUUCAAGAUUUAAUUCAUCGUCCUGUUGUGUCAGGAAUUUUACAGUCAGAAAGAGAAUUACUCUUAGGCUAUCUAGAAGUUUCAUUGAAAGAGUUUCAUGAAGAAUUUUUUGCCAAGUCAAAUAAUAACUCAGAUCAGCAUAAUUUUUAUGGACAGUCAUUGAAGAAGUCUACAAUUAUUGUCACAAAAAAUAUCCCAGAUCGUGUAAAUCGAAUACUUUGGGCUGGUCAAUUAAAAUCUCGUAUACAAGAAGAAUUUAAACUUGUCGAAUUUCUACUGUCUGAUUUGCAACGUUUUGAAUCAUAUAAACAGGAAUCAAUGCGUCUAACUGAACAGAUUGAAAAUUGGCACACUGAACAAUUUCAAAAAUGGUCACAUGACAAUCUUGCAGCACUCUCAGGCUCAAAAGAAACAGGCAAACCUUCACUAGUAUUUGAUCCCACAGGUCCUCUACUAACUCUAUCAACAGUCGGUGGUCAUCUAGAGGUUGGAUUUCCUGAUGGAUUGGUACAGUUGCAACGAGAAGUUCGUCUAUUGGCUGGAUUAGGCUAUCCAGUGCCAUAUAAAAUAAUACAGGCUACAGAUCAAGCUGAAAAAAUAUCACAGUAUGCUGUAAUGCUCAAACAGGUGGCACAUUUCUAUAAUUCUAUUGAUAAUGAAAUGUUACCGCAUCAAAAACCUCUAAUGCUUAAUUCUGCUCUGGCUUUUGAACGUCUGAUCAAAUCUCAUAACCGUCAACUAAACUUUUCUAAGGAGGAUUUAUUUACUACAAUCACAUGGGAUCAAACUGAACAAGUGCAAAGUUAUAUUCAACAAUUACAACAAGCAUCUCAACAGCUGAUGUCUGAAAAUCGUCAACUGCGUAAAGUACACUACACACUUAUAGAAAAAAUGAUUAAACUGUUGGAUGUUGACCUUUUGCGCAACCAAUCUAAGUGGAGAAAUGAACUAAACGAUAUGCGCUAUAAACUGUCCGAAGUUGCUACCACGGGAGGAUAUCCAGCUGAUCAUAUGGCACCAUGGCGAGCAUUUCUAGAUCGUCAGUUGUACAAAGUACUAGAAUAUCAAUACAGAAGUGGAUUGGAAGAACUCAGUGAGCGAAUGCCAGAGAUGCGUGUAGAUAUGGUCUAUUUACAGUCACGCCUGGCAUUUAGCCCACCAUUUGAGGAAAUAAAAGCCAAAUACUAUCGGGAGUUGCGAAAAUUUAUUUGUAUUCCGAAUAACUUUCGUGGUCUAAGUGAAUUCUCUUCAUCUACCCGUAACAAUGCUAAUAUGAAUACUACGUCCAACAAUAAUCAACUCAUCGCAGGCCUCAUAUUUCCGCAUAUUAUUGAUAAUCAAGUUAGUGGGUUACGUGUAUGCUACAAGAAGGCAGAGUUCUUAUUCACUCGGCUAUUAGGUAGCCUGGGACAGUUUCAAGAUUGGGUGGUGUUAGGAAAUAUGAAUUUAGAUGAGCUGGUCGAUUCACACUGUCGUGAUCUCGUUGAUUUUGAAAGAAAUUUUAAGGCUCUUAAAAUACGUGGUCGCGAUGCUGAAAAGUUGCCAAAUGAAAUACGCAUCGAUUGCAUAACGGUGAACUGUUUACCGGUUAAAAUGGCUAUCGAAGGUUUAUUACAAAGUCUUUUUGACACACUCCAAAAUUGUUUACGCAGAUCAAUUCACGGUGAUUUGGUAGCUGCUGAUGCAUUUCUAACAGAUUCGUUAGAAAAACUAACCCAUCGACCACAAACAGUAGAUGAAUUGAAUGAAGCGAAGACACGAGAGAAUGAAUUCACCAAAUCACUCAGUAGUUUAAAUGAACAGAUAAAGUGUGCUGAGUUGAAAGAUCAGCUACUUCGUACUGUAUCUGGCAGUGGAGUUACAGCUUUAGCUCAAAUAAAAGUUAAGUGGGAGAAAUUUCAGUUUAUGAUCGAAGGCUUUAAAAUGAUGAUGAAUGAACAGUUAGACGUUCUAAAAGCAAAUGUUAUCAACCAAACGAAAGCCUAUUUUAUGAAUUUGGAACGUUUUAAAAAUCGUUGGAAUCAGUUGAAACCAGGCAAGGAAUUAUUAGAUUGUGGAGAUAAUGAAUCUUGUUUAUCAGCAAUGACAGUCGUCAAAGAGCAUGAAAGUGAAUUUCAAGAAUUAGAAGUAAUACAUCAUGACUUAAUGCGAGACUACGAAUACCUUGGUAUGACAAAACCAGAUUUUUCGCUAGCUGAUGAAUUAUCGAAAGAUUUAAACGAUCAUUCACUUAUGUGGUUAGAAUUCGAUAAUUUCUCCAAAGCAUUACAAGUCUACGCUAAAGAAGACUGGAUUUCAUUCAAAUCUCGCUAUUACAUAUUCGAAGAAUUUUUAACUGAAUGGUCGGAUAAACUACGUUCUUCACAAACAACUGCAAUGACCGUUCGUUUACAAAAGGAAAUUGAUCGGUAUAAGGACCUUAUACCAGCAUUGAAAUGGUUAAAAGGUGAUCAUCUAACUAGAGAUCACUGGUUUGAAUUAUUUCAUCUGAUUGGACUACCUAAAGGAAGUAAACUGGAAAAUUUACUUUUUGGUGAUUUGUUUCCAAUUAUUUCAAAUAUAAUUAAUCAAUGCGAUGCAUUAAAAUCACUUUCUCAACGUGCACAAGCUGAGAUUGUUGUACGUGAAGCAUUACAAGAAUUGGAUGUUGGAGAUAAUAUGGCCUUAUUGGCAUCUCUACAAGAUUCGCCAUAUUUUAGUAGUUUUUCCGAUAGAUCGAAUGCUUGGACACAACGUUUAUCUGACUUGGAUUAUUGUCUAACUGGAUUACAGUCAGUUCAACGUAAAUGGGUUUACUUGGAACCAAUAAUGGGUCGCGGUGCGUUACCCAAAGAAACUGCACGUUAUGCACAAAUUGAUUCACAAUUUCGAAGAUUACUAGCCAGUUUAAAAGCAGAUAACCGUGUUAUUAGUUUAGUCAGUGGUAUGAAAGGUAAUAGCUUAAAGGAAGAAUUAAAUAAUCUACAGGACCAACUUGCUCGAUGUCAACGUGCAUUAAAUGAAUAUCUAGAAGAAAAACGCAGCAUAUUCCCACGUUUUUAUUUUCUCGGUGAUGAUGAUCUUUUAGAGAUAUUAGGCCAGUCAAUGAAUCCAAAUAUUAUUCAAACACAUUUAAAAAAAUUAUUUCAAGGUUUACAUACUGUACAAUUUGAUUGUUAUAAUCAAAAUGCUGAUCAAGUGAAAAAGGAUAUGUGUAAACUGAUGACAAAUAUUAUAGCGAUCUGUUCGUCAGAAGGGGAAAUUGUUCAUCUACAAAAGCCUAUACAACUCACUAAUGAAAUUGAAGUAUAUCUAGAAAAGUUAACUAAUGAAAUGAAAUCAACACUGAGUGAUCUAUUGAUUCAAUGUUUAAAUGAAUGUUCAGAUGAAAAUAAACGCAGAUGUAAACUUGAUCCAAAUGCAUAUCCUGAACAAAUUUUGAUAUUGUCUGAAGCAAUCAACUUUUGUAGAAAUGUUGAAAAAGCAUUAAAUUGUGGUGAACUAAGUAAACUCAAAAAAGAUUUACAGUCACAGUUAGCAGCAUAUACUUCAGUUAACCUACACAAUACAAAAACAAGUGAUUAUUGUACAAAUUUAGCAGAUCCAAACAUUCAAAGUUCAAUGUGUUCACGUGUACAAACUAGCAAAUUAAGCUCGUUAAUAUUGGAUACAAUACAUUCAAUUGAUAUAAUUGAUCAACUAAUACAAAACGGUGCAGUUACACAAAAAGAUUGGGCCUGGCAACGUCAGUUACGAUUUUAUGCGACUGAGAAAUUUGAUUCUGUUGACAAUAGUGUAUUUAGAGAGAAGAACAGACAUUUAAUGAAAACAUUUAUCUGCAUGGCUGAUGCAGAAUUCUUGUACACUUUUGAAUAUCAGGGGACUUCACCACGUCUAGUGCAUACACCAUUAACAGACAAGUGUUAUUUGACACUGACCCAAGCUAUGCGCAUGGGUUUAGGUGGCAAUCCAUAUGGUCCAGCUGGUACUGGUAAAACCGAGUCUGUUAAAGCACUUGGUUGCUUAAUGGGUCGUCAGGUUCUUGUCUUUAACUGUGAUGAAGGAAUCGACUUACGUUCUAUGACAAGAAUUUUUGUUGGUAUAGUAAAAUGUGGUGCUUGGGGUUGUUUUGAUGAGUUCAAUCGAUUAGAAGAAUCCGUUCUGUCUGCACUUUCAAUGCAGAUUCAGAUUAUUCAAGAUGCACUAAGAUGUGGCACAUCACACAUUAACCUUUUGGGUCGUAAUACAAAUGUUGAUCCUAAUUCUGGUAUAUUUAUAACGUUAAAUCCAGCUGGAAAAGGUUACGGUGGACGUCAAAAGCUACCAGAUAACUUAAAACAACUAUUCCGUCCGAUUUCAAUGACAAAGCCAGAUGUCGAUUUGAUUGCUGAAAUGAUUUUAUUCUCUGAAGGAUUUUCAAACGCUCAAAUAUUGGGUCGUAAACUAGUUUCUGUUUUUUCAUUGGCCAAACAACUUCUCUCCGCACAACAACAUUAUGACUGGGGUCUGAGAGCAUUAAAAUCUGUUUUACGUUGUUCUGGCACAUUGUUGCAUGCAAACAAACAGAGUUUUUCAAACGAUGAAAAGGAGAAACAAAAUCAAGAAAAGAAGUACCAACAAACUUAUGAAUAUGAAGCCCUUCUUGUAAUACAAGCAACUAAAACAAAUACGCUAGCUAGGUUGACACAUAAUGAUGCCAUACGUUUUGAAAGACUGCUGAAAGAUGUAUUUCCUGAUACUUCUUUGCAUAGUUGGCCUUUCGAAAACCAGGAGAUUUCAAGACUCAUUGAUUCAUUACGUGCUGUAAUGCAGGAGCAACAUAUGGUGUUAGUAGAUGCUCAGGUUCAAAAAGCUAUUGAAUUGUAUGAGCAAUUAUCACAACGCAUUGGUGUUGUGUUAGUUGGACCAUCUGGUUGUGGGAAGUCAACGGUCUUAAAUAUGUUGCGUUUGGCGUUGAAUAAAGUGGGUGUAUCAAUACGUUCGCAUAUAUUCAAUCCUAAGGCAAUGCUACGUGUACAGUUACUAGGUCAAAUUGAACCAGACACAAGAGAAUGGACAGAUGGUGUACUAACACACAGUGUGAGAUGUGUAGUAAAGGAAAGCAUAGAUAAGAAGUGUUGGAUUAUAUCUGAUGGCGAUAUUGACCCUGAAUGGAUUGAAUCCUUGAAUUCUGUAUUGGAUGAUAAUCACUUACUAACACUACCCAGCGGUGAACGUAUACAAUUUGGUACAAAUGUGAAUUUUAUAUUUGAAACACAUGAAUUAAUCCAUGCCAGUCCAGCAACUGUCUCUAGAAUGGGUGUUGUAUAUGUUAGCGAUGAAGCGACUGAUCCACGUACACUUGUAGAAGCGUGGUUGAUGCAACAACCGGAGAAUGAACGAGAUCAAUGGGUUUAUCAAAAAAAUGAAUUUGUCAUUGAAACUAGUCCUGCUGCUACCGUGUUUAAUGGUCUUUCUCAUUUGGUUGGAGCGGUUACACCAGCUUUAUUUACCAUUGGAUUAAUACGUGGACUUGGUGCAAACCUAACCGAGUCUGCACGCGCUGAUUUCGCAGGCAAAGUUUAUGAAGCUACCGGUGAAAACCCACCCGACGUAAACAGACCUUUAGAUGUACAGGUGGAUGCUAAUAAUCCAAACCGACUAAUUACAUAUCCGAAAGGAACUAGUGUUGUAUUACUAGGAAAUUCGAUACCAAGCUCCAUGAGUCUGACUUCAUGGUAUUCUGAAAUAUCCUCAACCACGUGCUCUGAAGACCCGGCUAUAGCGAAUGCAAUAGCUCAUGGACUAGCUUCAGGUCAUCCACCAUUGGUUCUAACACCAGAUAUCAGACGAUAUAUUGAUGCGUUUCGUUGCUGGUUAAGUGAAUCAAGAUCAAGGCAGUCAUUUUUAUUAGUUGGUCCUGAAGGAUGUGGUAAAAGUCUCCUACUGGAUUAUUGUUUUGCUACAUUAUCGAAAUCAGUUCAUGUAGCUACUGUUCAAUGUUCAGCACAGACUACACCUAAUCAACUACUAGACAAAUUAUCACAAUAUUGCAUAAGUGUGAUAAGCACGACAGCGAAUACCACUGGUGGACGUGUAUUACGACCGAAAGAAGGUGAUCGCCUCAUCCUAUACUUACGUGAUCUUAAUCUACCUAAACCCGAUAAGUGGGGAUCAUGUCAACUAACAGCAUUUUUACAACAAAUUCUUACAUAUCAUGGAUACUACGAUCCAUCUAGUUUAGAGUUUGUUGGAAUUGGAGGAAUUCAAUUUGUUGGUAGUUUUACACCAUCUACUACAUGUGUAGGAUUUGGACGUUAUCCUCUCUCGAAACGAUUUACUUCAGCUCUACGCUUAACAGUCAUCAAUUAUCCAGAAAGUGAUCAACUGGUUAAUAUUUACAGCUGUUUAUUACAAGCCAUCAGUAUUUCCAAGUUGAAUUGUAGCACUCAAUUAGCUGAUUCACAAAGUUUCUGCAGCACACGAUCAGGGCAUAAUAAUAUUGAUUUAAAAUCAGCUUCACACAAAUCGAUUAUUAACAUAGCUAAAUUACGUAAUAUGUCUACUAUAAUGGUUCAGUUACUACAUGAGCUACAGCGUAGUUUUCGUACUGAUGAAUAUGCUCACUGUGUUUUUACACCACAUUCUUUGACUGCAUGGGUAACAGGAUUAUUACGUUAUGAACUGAGUAAAUCAGCUAGUCAUACAUGGGCAGCAUUCGGUUAUGAAGCAAAACGUUUAUUUCGUGACUGUGUACCAGGAGAAAAAGCUCGUCAUCAGUUUGAUAUAUUAUUUACGAGAAUACUGUACAACAACUUAAGUGGAUCAGUAAUGGGAAUCGAUGAGGAUUUGUACAAGUUAAAUGUAAAAUCAAAAUUAUCCAAUGAAAAAUGUGAUGAAAUACAGAUCGUAUUGAAAAUGGCCACUGAAAGUUUUGAAUCAUAUGAAGACGACUUUUUGAAUGAAGAUAAAUCGAGUCAGCUGGUCGGUGACAAUGAUGAGAACAAUUUUACGAAGUCUAUCGGUUGGUUUGUUACACUGGGUGGAAAACAUUUACCAGCAGUUAGUCCAAUACCGUUAUAUGGAAGACCACUUGAAUUUUUAGCAUAUACACAAAUAAAAGAAAUAGCUUCAAAAGGAUUGAGACAGUUAACCAGAGAAAAGUUACCUCAAGCAGAAAAUCUAGUAUUAUUUCCAGAUUUUAUUGAUUAUUUAUGUCGUAUUGAUCGUGUGCUCAGCCGUCCAUCAGGUUCAUUAUUAUUGGCCGGUCGUUCUGGCAUUGGACGCAGGUCUGCAUUGAAUCUAGUAGCUCAUCUACAUCAGUUAAACACUUUUCGUUUGCAUACCGGUCGAAAUUAUAAUAUUCGUCAGUUUAUUACUGACAUGAAAGCACCAUGUCAGUCAGCAGGGAUUGAUAACCAGUCAACAUUGUUAAUCAUUGAAGACUAUCAAUUGGCAAACAACUGCUUUUAG
Molecule: messenger RNA, 8541 nt
Organism: Heterobilharzia americana
Lineage: Eukaryota; Metazoa; Platyhelminthes; Trematoda; Strigeidida; Schistosomatidae
Source: the annotation of a GenBank genome assembly